Molecule: messenger RNA, 2418 nt
Organism: Abrus precatorius (Indian licorice)
Lineage: Eukaryota; Viridiplantae; Streptophyta; Magnoliopsida; Fabales; Fabaceae
Product: probable serine/threonine-protein kinase PBL18
Exons: 5
Coding region: 363-2204 (613 amino acids)
Biological process (GO): protein phosphorylation
Molecular function (GO): protein kinase activity; ATP binding
Source: RefSeq, a predicted model, not a curated record
GUUUGAGACCAUUUCUCUCUCUCAUUUUACCAUUCAAAAUUGAAAUUUCCACAUAUAUAUUAAUUCCUCCCUCUCAAUUUCUCCUUAAAACAUCACUUCCCACCACCCAGCUCUUUCAACCUGCUUUCUUUCUUUGACUUCAUAAGGGGAAUUUCGUGGUUGAAGCAGAACCACAUGUUGUUAUAAUUUUUAGCCAUUUUAGCUUCAGUUUGUGUUGCAUGAGCUUCUACCUCAACAGGCUGUUAAAGUUCUUUCCUUUUGGUGGUUUAUUAUAUUCAUAUGAUUUGAACCUUCUUGUGUUGCAAAGUUUAUAGCAAUAGUCACUAGUCAGUUGUAUUCAACAGCUGAAUUCUGUACAAAGCAUGGGGUGUUUCAUGGUCUUGAAGAGCAAGAAGAAGAAGACGGAUCAAAUUUUGCACUCAAAAAGCGUCUGCCAUAAUUGUCAUGCACCUAUAAUACUGCCUGAACCUCAAUCUCGUACUCGUUUAUUAAAAUCUGCACCUCCUAGUUUUAGGACUAGAGCGAAACUCGUUCACCCCAUUAAUAAAGUUAACAACAACAUAACACGGGCAUUAUCUGCUCCAUCAGCUCUUGAUGUAGCAGAUCAAGAGGCUCUGGCCUCAGUUGAGUAUGAGGAACGAGACGAGUCAAAUUACCAAACAGGCUCAAUGAAGGAGCAGCAUUCAUUUAGUCCACAACCAUUACCUCUUCCAUCUGGUCAGGGUGGUGGUGCAUUGAAGGUUACUGGCAGCUUUAAGUCAAGGACAGCUAGUGGUCCUUUAUAUGCUUCUGGACUAAUUCCUGAUUCAGCAGAACAACAUGGUUUGGCCUUAUUUGAGUAUGAGGAACAAGAAGAGUCAAAACACCGAGUUGGAUCGCUGAACGAGCAACGUUCAUCUAAUCCACAACCUUUGCCUCUCCCAUCUCAUAAGGGUGGUGGUGGUGCAUUGAAGGCUUCGGGGAUGGCUAGUGGUCUUCUACAUGCUUCUGGACCUUUGCCACUUCCACCAACUGGACUGCUUAGAAACUUUCCAUAUGAGGAAAUUGCUACUGCUUGCCACAACUUCUCUUCAGAUAGAUGCAUGUCAGAAUGUCUUUCUUCGACAAUAUAUAAAGCUUCAUUUGGUGAUGAUGCUUCGAGUUCAAAGAAGUUUGAAGCCACUGUGACGCGCCUUCAGUCGUCAACUCAGGGCUUGAAGGAAUUCAUAAAUGAGGUUAAUACUCUUGCAUCUUUGCAACAUGCAAACCUCUGUAAAUUGCUCGGAUUUCAUGCACGUGAUGGCUCUGAACCACGGAUGUUGGUUUAUGAGAGGCUAUACCAUGGAAGCUUGGACCGCCUGUUGUUUGGGAGAUCUGAUGGCCCUUCAAUUGAUUGGAACACACGAAUGAAAAUUGCCAUAUGCGCUGCACAAGGUCUUACUUUCUUGCAUGAAGAAGGGCCUUUCCAGGCAAUGUAUAAUGAAUUUUCAGCAGCCAACAUACAGAUUGACAAGGAUUUCAGUGCAAAGCUUUCUGGAUACGGUUGCGCUGGACAUGUUCCUGAAGAAGAGAUUUCAAGCAAUUCAUCUGCUGUUGGAAACCUAUCCAUGGAGACAUUGGAAAGAGGAAUUCUUACUCCAAAAAGCAAUGUAUGGAGUUUUGGGAUUACCCUUUUGGAACUACUUACUGGCAGAAAGAAUCUUGAUAGCCAUCACCUCAAGGAAGAGAGGAACUUAGUCAAGUGGAGCCGGCCUUUCCUGGCUGACGAUUUUCGACUGUCACUGAUUAUGGAUCCUAAACUUAAAGGUCGUUUUCCUACCAAAGCAACGAGAGCAGUAGCUGACAUUGCACAAAGAUGCCUCCAAAAGGAGCCAUCAGAAAGACCAACCAUGAGAACCAUUGUUGGGCAUCUCAAAAUGAUACAAGAUAUGAAGUACUCUUGUUGGUUCCCUCUACAAGAGCCAGCACCUAUGUCUUCAAAACAAAUUUCAAGAUCACCAAGUCUUGAUGGCAUCACAUGUCAUGCAGGUAAAUCGAGUCUCUCUCCAUCGCCACCAUCCUUAGCCAGACCAUCUGAUUCGCCUCCAAGAUGGUCUGGCAUGCCCACACUGCAUCCUCCUCUCCGCGCCUGUUCCUCAACACUAUCUAUGGAGGAGCAUGGUAGACAGGAAAGCAGGAAGUCAUCAUCCUCAGUGUGUAGGAGAGCAAGUAUUGAAGGAUAUUGACUAUCUGUAAUGUUUCAUUAUUUCUUUAUAUUAUUAUUAUUGUGUGAUUCAACACACAUGUUUAUAGGAGAUAAAAAUUUGAUUCUUCCACCUUGCCAUCUCUCCAUGAUGCCGAGAACCUGUUCUUUUGUAGAUAGUGCAAAGGGUGGUCAUAUUAGGUUGAAUUAAUUACCCCAUUAAAAUAAAAAUUUACAUGGUCUCAAACACUUUGCUU